AGAUUAUCUACCUUUCUAAUACUGACCACAAGAUUGGCAUGCAGACGCCACGAUGACCGUUCCAAAAACAGCGCCUGGUCCUUCUAACAUAUAUUACGAAACUAUCCAAGAAAACUCUGAUGAUGAUUUUCAACCCACUGUUGUUAUCAGGAAGAGAAAAAGCAGAGAAAGUACUCAAAAUGAUGAGUCUCAAAGAAAAAAGGCCAAAGGCAAAGAAAGAGCUAGAGAUGCAAUCCUACCUGACGUCCAAUAUAAUGUAGGAAGUUCAAGCAACAUCGAUCCUUCUACAACAAAUGAAGUAUUUGAUACAAGCGUAGUGACUUUGGACGAUUACAAUCUUGAUUCUGACGAUGAUUUUUGCGAAACUAUCGUAAGACAAACUACAUCUGGUGAAUCCAGCAAGUUUGCUCCCCGUAAGGAAUCCAAAGGUUCUUCAACUUCUACUCUUGCAAUAUAUACUGCUGUUGUUGCUAAAUCCGCUGCUUCUACUGUUACAUCUGCUGCUGCUUCUAUCAAAGCUACUACUACGGGUACUACCAAGACAUCCCCCGUUUCUGAAGCAAGUUCGGUUGCUGCUACAGAAAUAAAUAUCGAAGUAGCCGACAAACGCGUCAUAGCGGUAAAGACGACUGUAAAGAACAUUUGGAAGCCGGCAUAUAUCGAGCCAUUACAAGAUCUAGUAAAUAUUACUAAUACAAUUGUCACUCACACUUUUGCCUUUAUCAAGUAUAUCUUUGUAAGUGAGUUGAUGAAAAAUAUCGAGUUUGACUUGAAAAGCUAUGUUAACAAGAGUUUUUUUUUUUUUUUUUUUUUUUUUUUUUUUUUUGUUGAGGUAUUCUUGAGUCUUACCCUGAGACGAGUGUAUGAUGGUACCAAAUCUCGAAAAACACGCCUCAAAGAAACAACGAAAUUAUAUAGACAAUUGAUUGCCAAACACAAAGGCUUAUAUUGCGAAAAUGCCGGCUAUAUUCCACCUAAACUAGAAUGCCCAGCAAAUUGCUUUAAAGAAAAAUCAAAUGCUCUUCAAGAAAGAAUGACGACAGAAGAAUAUAGCACAAAAUCCAUACAAGCAGCUGUCCGUAAAGAGGUCUUUACUCCCUGCACCCAAGUAAAACUUACUGUAGCGAAAAAAAAAGAAAUGCCCAAUUCUGACAUCUUGAAUGAAAAGUCGAUAUCAGAAAUAGAAACUCUAUUCUUCAUGUAUCCUACAGACUACAGAUUCCAUAAAGAUUCAAUAUUCUAUGAUAAGUUGAAAGAAUUCAUUUGUUUUCCUAUACGAACCAUGUUUAUUCCCCAAUAUAUGACAGUGGAUAGUAAGAUCGCUUUUAAAGAACAAAGAUUAAAUAAGUCUCUUCAUUUUGAGGGAACUUUGGAGAUUGAUGGAAUUGGUGUUUCUAUUCUGAAGCAAAAUACUGCUACAACUAGGAAGAAAAAGCUAACAGAAGAUAGCCCUGAAACUUUAAAAAAGGAAGAUGGACGAAGAAGUGACAAUGAUGCCCAGUAUAUUAAAACAUUAACACAAGCAGAGCUGGCAAGCAUGAAUGGAAGAUGCGUUUUGAUUGAUCUCGGAAGACGUGAUAUUUUAUACUGUAUGAAAGAAACCAGUGUGGUUAAGCACGAAGAAGUUCUUGUUUUUACAAAAAAUGACAGAUCAAAAAGAUCAAGACACUUUAGAACUUUACGAAAGUCAAUUAAACCAUCCAUGGUUGAAUCCGCUGAAGCUCUUCUUUCCAAAACCCCGUCAUCCACUGUAGAUGUAGUCAAAUUUGUAGAUUACAUUAAGACAAGAUCAUCGGUGGAAAACGUACUAAACCGAUACUAUGGAAAUGAAACAAAAUCAUCCAAAGAUCUUUACUUCCCCAGCUCCUUGUUUGGCUUUCAUGUGGGUGAGAAAAGCAACUUGUAUUUUGGUCAUUUACUCGUCUUAAAUAUUCGAGGCAUCGUUUCUUCUCCUGACACUCGAACGCAAUCUCAACUUAAAUUGUUGGAGAAACUUCAAGUUUUGCCAUUCCGAAAGCUGAAGUUUUCAUCCAAAAUUUUCUAUGAUCAAAAUAACCAGAUGUUAGUGAAGAGAUUGAAAAAGAAUUUUGGUCAUGAUGCGAUUCUUGUUAUUGGUAAUUGGUCCGCUUCAAACACAAAAUAUCAUGAGCCAACCAGGAACAAAGGUCUCAUUCGAAUGCUGAAGAAAAACGGCUUCCAAGUAUUCAAGAUUGACGAAUAUAAGACUUCUUCAUGCUGCCCAACCUGUGAAAGUUCAUUAAAAAAGUUUAAAACAGUCGCCAACCCUCACCCCCAUAAGAGAGAGAGCCAAAAUGCCAACUAUGUAAAAAUCAUAACUGCCUGUUGGCCAACCUUGAACAAGUCAAAGAAAUUCCACGAAAGCUGUGGAAUCGAGAUAUGGCAGCUGUUUUAA
Cokeromyces recurvatus is the source of this 2413-nucleotide messenger RNA. RefSeq lists its product as uncharacterized. Lineage: Eukaryota; Fungi; Mucoromycota; Mucoromycetes; Mucorales; Mucoraceae. The record is from RefSeq and is a predicted model, not a curated record. Bases 53 to 2413 code for a protein of 786 amino acids. The transcript has 7 exons.